This is a messenger RNA of Verticillium dahliae VdLs.17, 2286 nucleotides long. RefSeq lists its product as uncharacterized. Lineage: Eukaryota; Fungi; Ascomycota; Sordariomycetes; Glomerellales; Plectosphaerellaceae. The coding region runs from base 1 to 2286 and encodes 761 amino acids. The transcript has 2 exons. The record is from RefSeq and is a predicted model, not a curated record.
AUGGCCACUUCUGCCGACCCCUAUCGCCUCUCCUUCGGCGCCAACGAUGCCCUUGAUCUCAGUCUCAACCUGCCCAUAGUCUUGCUUCCGCCUUCUUCAGGCGCGCCUCGCGACCAUGAAUCCGACGAUGGUGACCAUGACGAGCUGCCUGCUUCGUGGGGCAAGGUGCCAACCAUAGAUGAACGGCAAAGCGACACCGAGGAUGACGACCGAAAAGCUUCUUCCGAAAUAUUUGGCAGCCGCACCGAUGCUAGUGGAGAGUUCGAGGACCCCGACACAGACGCUGAGCGGACGCCUACUACGGUCCGCGUGCCACACAUUCCGGAGAGGAACAUGCGACGGACCAACAAGAAGCCACCUCUCGCUGCCAACUCGACUGUUCCACUCCACCCCAUUCACUCCAUGCAAGCUGCUUUUGCCGAGUCUCUCCUCGAGGUCACGGACGGGAAGCCAGCAGAGAAGCCCAAGAUUCGGUUCGGAGACGCCAAAGCCCGCCGCGAGGAGCUCAUAAGCCAGGAACGGGAUGAAGAACUCUUGAGUGCUCAGUGGCGGUUCCGACCCGGCCAGCAGCAACAUGAGCUCAUGAAGCUCAUGUCCCAGAUCUCUUUUGGCGUCUACCUGUUGCUCAACGGCAUGGCCAAUAGUGCCUCCCAAGUUGUCAACAUUCUUCAAGGUCAUAUUGACGAGGUUGACGAGUUCCUCGAGGUCACCAUGGAGGACUUUCAGCAAGCUUCUGCCGAUUUGAAAGAGCGUAUCGAUUACCUGCGACUACCUAUGGAGAACCUAGAGGUCUUUGAGAAGCUUCUGGAGGAUCGCAAUUUCCGCCUUCAGAUUGUUGAAGGGAACGAGAAGAUUGAGCAUAUCCUCGCGCGCACGAACAUGCAACUCGAGCAGUACGAUCAGGAUAUUCAGCAAGGCCUCUCGUCUGCACGAGAAUUUGCCGUCUAUCUUUCGCAACAGAAAGAUGGCUCGUGGCGACAGGAUCGUCCUGACGUUGCCGAUAUCUACGAAGCCAUGAAGGGGAACACGGAGGGUUGGUUCAACGCCUUUGCAGACUUGCAGGCUCAGGGUAAAGAUCUCAACGCUCUUGUUGUUGAUCUCAGCCAAAUGGUGGCCGAGAUGAGCAGCAAGGCGGGGGAGGUGAGCCGCAGGACUUGGGCCUCGAUUCCCCCUUUCACCAUUCCGCUAUCAGAGACGCCAGCGAGCGAGGCGUCCCCAAAAUCUCCGCAGUCCUCUAUGCAAUCAUCCAGGAGCGGGAGGCAGUCUACUCGUCGCGCAAGCAGCCUUGUCGGCUCAGCUCCGAGCAGCUCGCAGUCCAAUGCGCAACCCACAUACUUCAAUAUUCCGAUUGCGAAACAUGAGGCCAGCACUUUACCUCAUCAACCAACGAAGAGUCUGACCCCCAAGCUAUCGCUCAAUACCGUCGGGACCCUAUCAUCUGAUACUGGUUCCCACCAUUCCGACCUGGAUGCUCAGUUGGAUGCCGGCCCAGUGGUGGACGACGCGCCGCUUUACAUUCUGCAGCCGCGCACGUACACCCCUCAGCCCCCUGAGCCGCUGCCAUCGCCAAUGGUUCGAGAACCUCCUCAGUUGGCAAAGGAGCCAGAACAGGGCCUUUCGAAGAAGACGUCUCUUCGACAGCGCGUUUCCAUGAAGACGACACCACCAGAGUCUAUCCACAUUCCUCGUCCCCAUCCCGCCGAUUUCCAGCGACCACCCCAGGCAACUCGAACCCAUCAAUCACCAGACUCCGCCUAUGGCUCCGACGACCAGCAGCGUCCGCGAUAUGGCACAAUUCAUGAGUUGUCGCCCCCGGCGCUGCCUCCGGUGGUAGCAUCACCACGGUCCGAACAUCAUCAGUUUUAUCGUCCCGUACAAGCCAGCCCCCAUUCGCCCCUCCAGCAGCGCCCCCUGACAGCCGGCGCCUCGCCCCGAAUGACAUAUCCAUCACAACAGGCAGAUUAUCGCCCGGGUCAUCAGCGUAAUGCUCCGUCGCGAAUGGGCGGGGCUAGCAUGCUCAGCAACGUGACAACCAUGACAUACGACUCUCAAGCAUCUGGCACUACGCCAAAGCUUAAGAAGAAACGCAGUGCCUUUGGCUGGCUCAAGAAGGCCUUUUCACUUGAUGAAGAGGAGCGCAUGGCUUAUGAGGGCUCGGAAGCAGGCAGACCCUGCAGAACCCGUACUACGAUGCACGUAGCCCCAAGUACCUGGAUGGCAAGCGGGUUCGUUAAAGGCCACAAGUCGGAGGAAACAUAUCAAGUCAAAGCCGCCCACCGACCUUGA